Molecule: messenger RNA, 5156 nt
Organism: Drosophila albomicans
Lineage: Eukaryota; Metazoa; Arthropoda; Insecta; Diptera; Drosophilidae
Gene: csw
Product: tyrosine-protein phosphatase corkscrew
Exons: 9
Coding region: 208-3243 (1011 amino acids)
Biological process (GO): protein dephosphorylation
Molecular function (GO): protein tyrosine phosphatase activity
Source: RefSeq, a predicted model, not a curated record
UUUCCGCUGUGGAAGUUUUUACAAUCGUAUUCAAUUUAUUUUUGUUUUUUUUUUUUUUUUGUGUGCUGAGAAAGUUAAUGCGUAAAAAUCGCUAGAAAGUGAAAACCGCAUAGAAGAAAGGAAAACAAGAAACCGCAACAUAAAAGUGCAACAAGUCGCAAGCAGUGCAAAACAAAACAAAACCAUACAAAAAAGCAAGCAGUCAAAAUGCUGUUCAACAAGUGCCUUGAGAAAUUGUCCAGUUCGCUGGGCAACGUUGUCAACAACAAACUGCAGGAGAAGCAGGUGUACAACAACAAGAACAACAACAACAACAGCAGCAGUAAUAUUAACAACAACAACAAUAACAGUAUUAAUGAGUACAACAAACAGCGCAAUUUCGAAUACGAGCGUGCGAUACAAGCGCAUUACGGCAACGGCGGAGGAGGUGGAGGAGGAGGAGGAGGAGGACGCACGUCGAGGAGCAACAGUCACAGUUACAGUCGCAGUAACAGCUACACCCCGAGUCACAGUCAAAGUCACACAAAAUCGAAGCCCAGCAAAGGUCACAAGACAAAGGCAGCAAGAACAGCAGCAGCAGCAGCAACAGCUGCAACCGAUGAACGACAGUGCAAAAAUUGCAUGAGCAACGAUGAGCUGGCCAUGAUUAUCCGAGGCGUUGCCCACAACAACAACAACAACAACAAUCAGUCGAGAGUGCGACCUGUGUCAACGACAGCCUCAUCGAGCAGCUCCUCCACAGAGUCGCUGCAUCUGCCACUGACCUCGCCGCGAGGCAGCCAAAGCAGCAGCAACAGCUCUAACAGCAUCACAAUUGCCCCGCCCACCGCCACAUCCGCCUCUUAUCCCGUUACGCCCACAUCGUGGUCAGCAUCGCCGCCAAGCUUUGCGACAACGCACAACAGCUUUGGCGGCUCCAGCGACACACUGGCGCUCCUGGCGGCCAUGCGUGUGCAACUCCUUGGCUUCAAAUGGUUUCAUGGCAAUCUUUCUGGCAAGGAAGCUGAAAAAUUGAUAUUGGAGCGCGGCAGGAGUGGUUCGUUUCUUGUGCGUGAAUCUCAAAGUAAACCUGGUGAUUUUGUGCUUUCCGUGCGCACAGACGACAAAGUGACGCAUGUCAUGAUUCGAUGGCAGGAUAAGAAAUACGACGUUGGCGGUGGAGAUUCAUUUGCCACACUUUCCGAACUGAUUGCACACUACAAACGCAACCCGAUGGUGGAGACCUGUGGCACAGUGGUGCAUCUGCGUCAGCCCUUCAAUGCCACACGCAUCACAGCGGCCGGCAUCAAUGCUCGCGUCGAUCAGCUGGUCAAGGGUGGUUUCUGGGAGGAGUUCGAGUCGCUGCAGCAGGACAGUCGGGAUACUUUUUCGCGCCAGGAGGGCUACAAAGAUGAGAACCGCCUGAAGAAUCGCUACCGCAACAUAUUGCCCUAUGAUCACACGCGUGUGAAGCUGCAGGAUGUGGAGCGCAGUGCACCGGGAGCCGAGUACAUAAACGCCAACUAUAUACGCUUACCCACCGACGGCGAUCUGUACAACAUGAGCAGCUCCUCGGAGAGCCUCAACUCGGUGCAAUCGUGUGCCGCUUGCACCGCCGCGCAGACGCAACGCAACUGCCCCAACUGCCAGCAGCUGAACAAGACGUGCGUCCAAUGCGCCGUCAAAUCGGCAACGUUGCCCUACAGCAAUUGUGUGACCUGUGGCCGCAAAUCCGAUUCGCUGAGCAAGCAUAAACGCAGCGAAUCGCUGUCGACGUCGACGGCCUCGCUCAACGGUUGCCUUGCCAUGCUGCUGAAGAAGAACUGCGGCGAUGCCUCGCCCCCGCCCUCGGUGUUGUCGCAUGCCACAAGCAGCGGCGUCUCCGGUUCGCUGCUGAGCGUCGAGCGUGACAUGUUCAAGACGUACAUUGCCACCCAGGGCUGUUUGGCGAACACGAAAACGGACUUCUGGAACAUGAUUUGGCAGGAGAAUACGCGCGUCAUUGUGAUGACCACCAAGGAGAUUGAGCGCGGCAAGACCAAGUGCGAACGCUAUUGGCCCGACGAGGGACAGUGCAAGCAAUUUGGUCACGCCAAGGUCCAGUGCGUCAAGGAGAACUCCACCAAUGACUAUACGCUGCGCGAGUUUUUGUUCUCGUGGCGCGACAAACCCGAGCGCCGCAUCUAUCACUAUCAUUUCCAAGUGUGGCCCGAUCACGGUGUGCCCGCCGAUCCUGGCUGUGUGCUCAACUUCCUGCAGGAUGUCAACACCAAGCAGAGCAAUCUCACGCAUGCUGGCGAGAAACCCGGUCCUAUUUGUGUGCACUGCUCGGCGGGAAUUGGCCGCACGGGCACUUUUAUUGUCAUUGACAUGAUACUGGAUCAGAUCAUGCGAAAUGGCUUGGACACCGAAAUUGAUAUUCAGCGCACAAUUCAAAUGGUGCGCUCGCAGCGCUCGGGCAUGGUGCAAACGGAGGCGCAGUACAAGUUUGUCUAUUACGCCGUGCAGCAUUACAUCCAGACGCUGAUCGCACGCAAGCGGGCCGAGGAGCAGAGCAUACAGGUUGGACGCGAGUACACCAACAUCAAGUACACUGAUGAAAUUGGCAAUGAUUCACAAAGAUCUCCACUACCACCAGCAAUUUCUAAUCUAAGUCUAGUAGCAAAUAAGGCAACGGGAGCAGCAGCAGCAGGAGGAGGAGGAGGUGCAGCAGUAGCAGCGGGCACAACAGGAGAUCCAUUGGCAGCGUUGAAUGCUGCAAAUGCGGCGAGCGGCAAACAUGUCUCGAAAUUGCAACCACCGUUGCCGCCGUUGGGCGCAAACAACAACAACAAUAGCGCAGCGAACAGCAGCAGCAGCAGCAACAGCAACAAUCAUUGCAAUAACAUGAACGGCGGCAGCGGCAACAGCAAUGCCAAUGGCAACGGCAACAUUCUUGGCAGCAAUGGCGGCAACAGCAAUUUGCGCAAAUCAAAUUUUUAUAGCGAUUCGUUGGCCGCCUUCAAGCAACAGAAGCACAUUGAUCAGGCAGCUGCAGCAGCGGCGUCGCAGGCAACAACUGCAGCAGCAGCAACAUCAGCAACAGCACCUGCAACUGCAGCAGCAGCAGCAUCUGCAACAGCAGCCGCAGCAACAGCAGCAGCAGCAGCAGCCAAAUACAAAAACAUUCCCAAAGACAUGAACAGUUUGAGGCAGCCACAUAUUGCCGCAUAUGCUGCUGCGCCUGCGCUGCCGCCGCCACCGACGCCGCCGCGCAAAACAUGACAAAUGAAUUUCUAAAUCAUAAGCCAAACACAAAAAAACACACACACACACUUACAUUUACACUUACACAGAACAUAAGCAGAUCAUGUACAGUUGACUCACUCGCACUCGCACAGAAACAGCUUAUAAGCAACAGCCCAACAGCAUCAAGCAACAGGAGCGAGCGUAAGAGCGAGAGCAACGUAUGUAUGUACAGGAAUGAUUGCUAAUGUUAUCGACAGCUGCAUUUGCACUUGAUGCACACACAGAAACACACUCUCCCACUCACUCACACACAUACGCACGCAAGCACUUUCUUACCUCCAAAACGAACUUGUAACAAAGUUAGCGCGCCAUUUUGAAAAGCCGAAACUUUUGUUUUCAAAACAAUUAUUUUUAAAUCGUCAACUGUUUGUAUGUAAUCACACCUAUUUUUAUUUUCUUUUAUAAUUAUUUUUACUAUUACUAUUAUUUUAUGUUCAUUUUUUUUUUUUUUUUUUUUUUUUUGUAAUUGUAUCAAUUUAUACCCGCCCUAUGCCCCCGUAGUUGUUAGCAUUGUAAAAGUUGAUGAACCAUCGGCUUAGGAGCAGCAAAUAUUGUUUUAGUGUUGUAAGUGUUGAAAAACGAAAUGAAAACAAAACAAAAGCGUUGAUUGUGAUUCAAAAGAAAAUGGCGUCAAACGGAACAGAAUGUUAAAAAUAAAAACAAAACCCCAAGAACAGAAAAGAACGGAAUAGAACAGAACAGAACAGAAUAGAUCAGAUCAGAACAGAACAGAAUAGCAUAAAAUAGUGUGUAACAGAAUAAUCGAACAGAUAAAACGUAGAACAGAACAGUUUAGCGGCAAGCGCAUAAGAAAUCAAUCAAUUCGCAGGCAAGGCAAACAAACACCAACCAACAACAUACAACAAACAUCAAACAACAAAAACUACAAGCAUAAACAUUUAAACAAUGAAAAGAUAAAGAAUUAUAAAUUUUAUACACAUUUGCCUUGUCUUAACAAUUAAGCAUAAACAAUUAAUUUAAGCUGAUUAUGUGCAUAAGUUUCUUAUUGUUAACCUUUUAACUUGUAAUCCUCCCCGCGUCAAUGUCUCUUGUUUGUACUUUUUGUGUAUUUUUAUGAAAAAUUCGUAAUUUGUAAUUGAAUGCUGUUUCCAUUUUUUGUGUGUAAAACGUGUAACGUUCUUUAAUUUUUUUUAAAUAUAUAUAUAUGUAUAUGUAUGUAUGUGUAUGUAUAACGCGUAGCUAACUGUAUUCUGUAUAUUGUUUCUCUCUCAUUUUGAUUGAAUUAAUGUAUUUUGCUUUAAUUUUAUAUACGGACGUACGAAUAUAACUUAUCAAAUUUAUUGUGUUACAUUUUAAAUGAUAAACUCUCGAUGUAGGCAUUAUUAUUAUGAUUAUUAUUAUUAUUAAUUUUAUUAUUACAAUUAUAAUUAUUAUGCAUACAUAAUUAUACAUAUUACACUUACUUAUACAUGUGCUUUUUUUUUGUAAUUUUACAUUGUCAUGUUUAUGAGUGAGACUGUGUGUGUGUGUAUGUGUGUCGUCUAGUUUUUCUUUUAUCGAAAUGUGAGCCAAUUUUUAUAUGCAAUAAACAAGCAAAACAAUUGUACCUUUAGGCGAAUGACAUAUGUAAGUGUGUGUCAACAAUUGACAUCCACACACAAGCGUGUACACACACACACACGCACGCACACACACCCUCACAUGUACUCACACAGAGACACAUACAGAGCAAACAUUUUGAGUAAUCUUGAUUGAAGAAUACAACAAAAACAAACAAACAAACAAACAAAACAAUUGUAAAUGAAAUUAAUUUUGUAAUUUUUAUUUUACGCUUUUCGUAAGUGCUUUAAAUUGUUAUUAAUUUUGCAAAAACGAAAGAAAAAAACAACAAAACAAAACAAAACAAAAAAUAUGAAUGAAAAACACAA